Molecule: messenger RNA, 518 nt
Organism: Cylicostephanus goldi
Lineage: Eukaryota; Metazoa; Nematoda; Chromadorea; Rhabditida; Strongylidae
Source: the annotation of a GenBank genome assembly
AUGCGGAGACAAAGGAAGGUGCUCAGUAGGGAAUCUACGCAUAGUCCGGACACCAGCGAUGCGUCGGGCGAUGAACAGAUACUGCCUUUCAAGGUGCGCGGAGCACCAGUGAAGCGUCCUGCAGGAUACCAGCCGGAAUUGGCCUGCCUCGUUCCAUGGCCGUCCACGUCCCAAGCCGAUUCUGUCACUGCAACAGCUCUGAAUUCAGCUUUCGGUGUCAUAGCUCUAGGAAUGACGAACGGUCUCGCAUUAGUGGACAUCGCCCAAUGUGCAUUGAUUUAUGCGUGGACCACUCCCGAGCUGUAUGGUUCUGAUCCAACUCCUGCAAUACAAUUGCAAAUGAGUGAAGUUUCCUCGCCGAGUCCGAUAGAGGUAUGUCAUCAAACAUCGUUUUUAUUACAUCUCCUUUCUUCCCCAGUUUCUCUAUCUUCUUCGGGUGGCAUGCUUAGUAAAAAGUCUCCCAAAGAGCUUUACAUAGAGCUUGCGGUCAAGAGUGAUGGUACCAGUGACAGUUGAUC